Prinia subflava (tawny-flanked prinia) is the source of this 4367-nucleotide messenger RNA. RefSeq names its product CUE domain containing 1 (gene CUEDC1). Lineage: Eukaryota; Metazoa; Chordata; Aves; Passeriformes; Cisticolidae. Gene Ontology annotation, molecular function: ubiquitin binding. The record is from RefSeq and is a predicted model, not a curated record. The coding region runs from base 325 to 1452 and encodes 375 amino acids. The transcript is spliced from 11 exons.
GCUGGGUGGGAGCAGCCGUGCCCAGGCAGGAUGCCGGGGGCACAGGAGGCAUCCUCCCAGCUGAGGGAGGGUAAUGCUCACAGCGUCAGCCCUCCCCAGGAGCCUGACUGAGGCGUUCUUCUGGCUCCGGUCUCAUCCUUGGCUCCACGUUGUGUGGGAGGAUGCAGCUGUGCGCCGGGGGCUGAGGCGCGGAGCCGCCGGCCGCGGGGAGCGGGACCCCCGCCGCCCACCCAUGGUGCCGGCUGGCAGCCGGGGCAGCCCCCCGUGAGGAGGGGCACGGGCACAGCCGGGACCGCGGGCGCCCAGCCCCGCCGCCGCCCCGCCAUGACGAGCCUGUUCCGCCGCAGCAGCAGCAACGGCGGCUCCCGCGGCGGCUCCUCCGCGCAGGAGCUCAACAACAGCCGCCCCGCCAGGCAGGUGCGGCGCCUGGAGUUCAACCAGGCCAUGGAGGACUUCAAGACCAUGUUCCCCAACAUGGACUACGACAUCAUCGAGUGCGUCUUGAGAGCCAACAACGGCGCCGUGGACGCCACCAUCGACCAGCUUCUGCAGAUGAACCUGGACGGCAGCGGCUGCGACGACAGCUCGGACUCGGAGGACAGCAUCCCCCCCGAGAUCUUGGAGCGCACCCUGGAGCCGGACAGCUCGGACGAGGAGCCGCCUCCCGUGUACUCCCCUCCUGCCUACGAGAGCCAGGCCCUGGGCAGCCGCUACCCCCGUGCCCCACCCACGCCCCCGCCCAGGACGGACGUGCCCGGCCCCGGCAGCACCGCGGUGCCCGGGCACUACAGGAACUGGAACCCUCCGCUCCUGGGCAACCUCCCCGAGGACUUCCUGCGCAUCCUGCCCCAGCAGACACAGCCCGGCACACAGGGCUCGCAGGGCUGCCGGCAGCCCGUGCCACGGGGGCCGGCCCCGCGGGGCCAGGGCUGCCUGGAGCAGGAGCGGCGCUGGAAGCAGUACCUGGAGGACGAGCGGAUCGCGCUCUUCCUGCAGAACGAAGAGUUCAUGAAGGAGCUCCAGAGGAACCGGGAUUUCCUUCUCGCCCUGGAGAGAGAUCGAUUGAAAUAUGAGUCAAAAAAAUCCAAGUCGACCAGUGUUGCUGUCAGCAACGACUUUGGUUUCUCCUCAGUAUUAUCAGGUGAGGCAGCUCCCUCUGCAGCCAGCGAGGCCGGCGGUGCCGUGUCCGACGAUGCCUUAUUCCGUGACAAACUCAAACACAUGGGAAAAUCCACGCGCAAGAAGCUGUUCGAACUGGCCAGAGCCUUCUCCGAGAAGACGAAGAUGAGGAAAUCAAAAAGAAAACACUUGUUGAAACACCAGGUGAUGGGGACAGCGGCUUCCACGGCAAAUCUUCUCGAUGACGUGGAAGGACAUGCAUAUGAUGAAGAUUUCCAAGCACGGCGGCAGCAGCUCCGGGAGGAGGAGGAGACGCCGAAGGAAGGGCAGUAAACGGUCCCAGCACUGGCGUUUCUUGUUGGCACAGGAUGUGCACGAGGCUUCACCAGGAGAUGGCUGAACAAGGAAAAACCCACCCAACAAAUCACCCAGAUUUUGGCUGUUCCCCCUCUGCUGCUGUACUCCUCUGAAGUACAAGUGUCGAAGUGAGGCACAACUUUUCCUGUCGAGCAAAUCAGCCAAAAAGGAAAAAAAAAAAGGAAAAAAAAAAGCGGGCAGCUGCUGCGAGCGGCUGCGGAGGAGCCAGCGAGCUGAGGCCGGGGAGGAGCAGCCCCGCCUGCUCUCGGCCCGGCGGGGCAGGAGGAGCCAGAUCGGUCGUACUAACGAGGAUCCAUUCACACGUGGGGUCUGCUUGGCCGGAGCACUCCUGAACAUAUCUGUAGCGGUCUGAUGUAACUUCACUCUGCGCACACCGGGACAAAAACCACGGGAGAAAGGGAAGCUAACAGCCGUUGUCUAUUAUUGCUAGGAGUAAUGAGCAGAGAUUCAGAUCAGGUAAUAGUCAAAUAAUAUAAAUUGUUUAUAAAGGAAAGGCCUUCUUUUCCUAGGCGUUUCACUUUGAAUUAAACCUUUGCCUUCGGCAUUGCUACAACUGCCUUGAAGCUGGAAGCUUUGUGCCGCCACGGGGCAGCACCAAGGGCUGGAUUUCACACCAGGUUAACCCUCACUGAUGGAGCAGGACUCAUCCCGCCGGGUCUGGGGUGCUGGGGGUGCUCCUGGAGUCUGGCAGCUCCAGGGAUGCCCCCGCCGUAGGUAAGAGGCAAAGCCCAAGCCGGGGCUGGCAGGGCUGGUGGAGGCGUUCUCAGCACGGAGCUUGUCCCAGGGCCUGGGGGCACUGCUGGGUUUGAUGGGGGCAGCAGCAGAGCCCCCUCCUCGUGCCCGCAGCACCAGAACCCCGCAGCUCUCAGAGGUGCUGUCAGGCUCACAAGAAUUACAUAAACAAAUUCCUCCGCUGUGUAAGUAACGAGUGAUGAGCGUAAAGUCAGAAAGCGCUCCCGCCAGCACAUUUUCUUCUCCUGUAUCAGCACAACGUUCCCUGCCAAAUGCAGGAGGUGGCUCUAGACGUGCCUGUUUCACUCUCUGGCUCCCGCCAACCAGCACAAAUGUUGCAGGAUUGGAGCUGUGAAGGCGGCAGACGCAGAAGCCCCAGCCAUCAAACACUCACGCAACUGUUUUCCCUGCCUCUCCGCAGGGUUUGGUAACAAAAGUCCCCCUUGCAGGCGCUGGCUCCCGGCAGGCUCCUCUUCAAUCCCAACAGAGCCCGUGUGCCUUUGAAGUGGACGCCAAGAUUUCCUCCCCCGCCAGCGCUGCAGCUGCUGCACCUGUUGGGCGCUGCUGUUGUCCCCUGCAGCUGCGGCGGGGACCGGGGGCAUCCCGUGAGCUGCACCUUCUCCUGGUGCCUGGCCAGGGGCAGGGCUGCUCCCGGUGUCUGGGGCUGCAGGCUCUGGGUGAGGUCCCAGAGCACAAAACCCUCCUGCAGCACCAGGGCCAGGGCAGGAUGCACCGAGCUGGGAGUGCCCUGGGAUGCCAGCGAGCUUUGGGUUCCUAAAAUCAAAGCAGCAGAAUUCCCACCCCACCCAGCUCAUACUGGUUUUGGUGUCCUCUCCUUUGCUUUUGAAGGAUUGCAGGGCACGUCCUGAGUCAUGGCAGCACAGUGACAGGUUAGGGCCACCCCCAGGCACGCUGGCUGUCCCCCACCAUGGGCAGCAGCCCUGCCCCUGGCGCUGUGCACGGCUGUCAGGAGGGGCUGCAAGGGCACAGCAUGGCCCAGGCUGCUCUGCCCUGCCAGGGCAGGAUGUGGGGCUGGAGGAGCGCCUGGCUCAGGGUGCAAGGGGCUGAGGGUGAAUCAGGGAACGGAAAAUCCUUUAGUCCCUGCGUGGGACUUCCAUUCUGAGAGUGCUGAAGAGCAGGAGGGGCUCCUUCCCUACCCUCUGCUGGCCCUGGGGCUGUAAGAGGCUGCUGUUUCUCCUUCCCAGCCCAAAGCAGCUCUGCAUAUUUGGAAGAAAAUCAGACUUGGAAGCGGAUCAGCCUGUCACCAUUCCAGCGCCUCUUAGCUACCGAGGGCUGCGGUCCCGGCAAAGUUUCCAUGAGCGCAGGAAGCAGCACGGAGCGGGAGGGGAAUUCUGCUCCCCCAGACGAGGCGGGGCUGGCGGGAGGGCUGGGCUGGCCCGGGCAGGGCUUGAGGAUGGGCUGAGCUUUCCUGGGGAGGUUGGCACGGGCUGCAGGUGAGCCCUGCUGCACAGGGGGACACUGUCCCUCCUCCCAGGCUGCUCGUCAAGUGACACGUCCCGAGUCACCUCUGUAACCCAGCCAGGGUUUGCUGGUGGAGCAGUCCUGGGUCAGGAGCUGCCUCUGCUUUCAGCCUGAGCUCGUCCCCGAGGUGUCCAGCACCCUCUGCUCCCACUGAGAAAGGGACAGCAGGGAGGGGUGGCCAGGGGCUAUGAGCUGGGAAGGGGACAGUGCCCAGCCCUGCACCGUGGCCACCCAGGCCUGGCACAGGGCCCUGGGCACAGCUCAGCCACCAGCACCACCCAGCAAGGUGGCCUUGAGCAUCCCAGGCACAGCCUCUGGAUGGGGUCACUCUGUAGCUGUGUCAAAAUAUCUUGAAGGCACAAAGCAUCACUUUAAUGGAGAUUGUUUUUGUGUCCUGUAAAAAACAAAAAGUCAGGUCUGAGAGGUGGAAAGGCCACAAACCCGGCUUGGGAGCCAAAAUGCAUUUCUGACAUAAAAAUGUACAAUUCUCAGUGAUGUUUGUAUCAUUUCUCUACAAAAAGAUUUCAAAAGAACAAAACAAACUGAUCUGUGAUGUUUGUGAGUGUGGCUAUUUUAGAAUUUAUUUCCAUAAGUGAUUUUUUUUCUUAAAGAUGUUUAAUAGUAAUUCCUAUAAUAAAGUCCUGUUGUACUCUUAA